AUGUAUCACAGAUCUCAAGGACUGUUGAAGGAGAGACAAGGUUACCAGCAAAAGAGGUUUGGGAGGAAGAGAAGGGGAGACUGGGAAAAAGAGAUGAGAAAAACAAUUGGGCAAGCCAGCCAGCCAGAGAGAUGGAUGGCCAAGCUGCGAACCACCGAAAUCAGGUCGACGACACUCAGAUUCGGCGGGGGAGCUAGAGCUAGGAUUCGUCGUCGUCAGAUUGCGAGGCAGCCCAGAGGGGUCAGACGAAAGGGCAAGGGUGGGGACAUCCGGCGUCUCUUGCUCGACGCUGCUGGUAGUGCUGCUGCUGCUGAUGGUGCCGUCAGCCCGCGCCCAGAAGCCGGCGGCGCUCCUCAAUCCAAGCUUCUAACCCGUGAUGCUUGCUGGCAGCCAAGAGACAUCGUCAGAGGGGACCAGGUGUUCGCCCUUGGCGCAUCGUUGGCGAGGGAUAGACUGCCAGGGUGGCGAAGGAUGGACGGCCAGCCCAGGUUGCCAGCUUUCAUUUGCUUGGCGACGAUGGCGUCGUCUUCAGCUACAGGCCGGCCCGUGAUGAAGGCAGAAGGUCUGGCUGAUGCUAUUCACUACGAACGAUAA
This is a messenger RNA of Verticillium alfalfae VaMs.102, 594 nucleotides long. RefSeq lists its product with no specific name. The record is from RefSeq and is a predicted model, not a curated record. The transcript is spliced from 2 exons. NCBI's taxonomy places the organism in Eukaryota, Fungi, Ascomycota, Sordariomycetes, Glomerellales, Plectosphaerellaceae. The coding region runs from base 1 to 594 and encodes 197 amino acids.